Oncorhynchus gorbuscha (pink salmon) is the source of this 2950-nucleotide messenger RNA. RefSeq names its product transmembrane protein 163-like. Gene Ontology annotation, molecular function: zinc ion binding. The transcript has 8 exons. Gene Ontology annotation, cellular component: synaptic vesicle membrane. Lineage: Eukaryota; Metazoa; Chordata; Actinopteri; Salmoniformes; Salmonidae. The record is from RefSeq and is a predicted model, not a curated record. Bases 106 to 951 code for a protein of 281 amino acids.
UUUCCUUCCAUUGAAAUGAAUGGCAAGUGGUGUUUCACCGCACGGCAUCCUGUGCUAAUUGGAACCGUUUUUGGAGUUGCCUAAUUGGAACCGCGAAUUAGAACAAUGACGGACUCAACAGCCUCAGAUCGGGCGAACACCAUCCCGGAUCCAAUUAUUGUCGAUCAGUCGACUGUAAACGGCCAGUGCGACCCGACACAUCAACUGUCACCCAAAAUCAACAGCCACCCUAAAUUCACUAUGGACCAGGAGAUGAAAAUUAGCGAUAGCGUGGAGGGGCAAGGCUUACUGGAGAGCAGCAUGAGGCUGAAGCCCCACGAAGCUCAAAGAUACCGCAAGAAAGCGCUGUGGGUCUCCUGGAUUUCCAUCUUUGUGACGCUGAUCCUGGCAGUAGCAGCUUUCACUGUUUCCUUCAUGAGACACAGUGCCUCGGCUUUCGGAUUCGCUUUUGAUGCCGCCCUGGAUGUGCUGUCCUCCAUCAUCGUGGUGUGGCGCUAUAGCAAUGCCUCCGCCGUUCACUCUGCACACAGGGAGUACAUAGCCUGUGUGAUCCUGGGUGUGGUCUUCAUCCUGUCCUCCCUGUGUAUCCUGGGAAAGGCAAUCCAUGACCUGGCUACCAAGCUAAUGCCUGAAGUGGAUGACUUCCUCUUCAGUGUGUCCAUCGUCAGUGGCGUGAUGUGUGUCAUUCUGGCCGUGGUCAAGAUCAUGCUGGGUAGGGUGCUCACCAGCAGAGCCCUCAUCACAGACGGUUUCAACUCCCUGGUGGGCGGGGUCAUGGGCUUCUCCAUCCUAAUCAGUGCCAAGGUGUUCAAGCACGAUCCCAAAGUGUGGUACCUGGAUGGGUCCAUAGGGGUCCUGAUAGGCCUCAUCAUCCUGGCUUAUGGGGUCAAGCUGCUGGUUGAUAUGGUCCCUCGAGUGCAACAGACAAGGAACUACGAGCGCUUUGAGUGACAGACCACGGAAGGGCAGUGCGGGCUCCGAGGGGGAUGGGUUCUAGGUUAUGUACGGUAGAAGUACAUCCAGUGUCUGUUCUAGGGUAUGUAUAUCUGCGCCCAGUCCCUAUCCAGCUCGGCUCCAUUCUUCCUGGUAGAUCUCUCUAGUCACCAUGACAAACCUAUUGAUUGGUUUAGACCUCAAGGUGCCAGCCCACUGGCGUUUAGUCCGGUCUCUCUGACUCCGAACCUGAUCCGUCCAUAUGAGUCAUUACAAAGUCAAAGAGAAGACUGAGGUUUCCCUCUAUAGCUCCUCCUCUACUGAAGCAGGGGGAGGUGGAAGGACAGAAUGUGCGCUGCUGAGUCGUCAGGGAAUUGUCACUGCCUCUACAAAGGCACUGCACCGUCUCCACUGAUUAGUCUGGUGUUAGUUCAUAUCUCUAUCUCCCCUUGGACAACGUGGCUAAUUCAGAUACGCAUUGUAGGAUCUCAGUCCUUAUGGGAUUUCAGUGGUUUCUUUUGAUCAGUAACACUGCGUGUGUCCCAAAUGGCACCCGAUUCCCUUCAUAGGGUACUACUUUUGACCACCCUAUUCCCUUUAUUGCACUACUUUUGACCAUGGCCCAUUAAAAGGUGCAUCAAUUAGGGUGGCAUUUAACACAUACACCUAUUUCUGUUUGACACCAAUCUUUAAAGUAGAUGUGUUGCUUUUAUGUAGUCAUGAUGUAGUAGGGGUGGCAGGUAGCCUAGUGGUUAGAGCAUUGGGCCAGUAACCGAAAGCUUGCUCGAUCGAAUCCCCAAGGUAAAAAUGUUUUUCUGCCCCUGAACUAGGCAGUUAACCCACUGUUCCUAAGUAGUCACUGUAAAUAAGAGUUUUUCUUUAACAGACUUGCCUAGUUAAAUAAAGGUAAAAUAAAAAUAGUAGUUGGUAAAGUAUCACUUAGGGUACUAGUUGCUACUAUUAGUAGCAGUAGGACAUGUUUUCUAUCCCCCCAAAAAUCAACAGGGGAAAAUAGAUUUCUGAGAUGCCCAUUGUAGACAGGCUGUAGUAUGGAGGACAAUAGUACAGCAGUACAGUAUGUUCAAUAGCAACAUGACAGAAGACUCAUCUAUGGCCUGUGUCCCAAAUGGCACCCUAUUCCCUACAUAGUCACUAUGGACCCUGGUCAAAAGUAAUACACUAUAGGGAAUAGGGUGCUAUUUGGGACAAAACCUGUAUCAUUUGAUUCGUGAAUAUGAAAGCACAAAUGUCCCUGUCGCCAGCUCAUGUAUGGAAUCGGUGUUUGCUUUAUUGCUUAAGGGGUGUUGAAUAAAAGCUUGUGGCAAACAAACAACAUGACUGGAGCCAAAGACUCUAGCCAGAGAUUACUAAUCUGGAAUUAAAACAAGCCUUUCUGUGCACUAAAGCCAAAUCUGUUGGCUAGAACACAACAAGUCAUCCCUUUUUAGGCCAUUCCCUCUUCUUUAAUUCCUUAACAAAAUCUGAGGGGGCAAAUGCAGUCUUCCUGGCAAGUAAAUAUACCAUUAUAAUUACGUUUUAAGCUUUCACAAUCUGCCACGCUGGAUGUAAUUGUAGAUGUAGGAUACACACAUGACCAAAAGUAUGUGGACCCCUGCUCGUCGAACAUCUCAUUCCAAAAUCAUGGGCAUUAAGAUGGAGUUGCCCCCCAGCCCCCACUCUUCUGAGAAGCCUUUCUACUAGACGUUGGAACAUUGCUGCGGGAACUUGUUUAUAUUUAGCCAGAAGAGAAUUUGUGAGGUCGGGCAUUGAUGUUGGCCGAUUAUGCCUGGCUUGCAGUUGGCGUUCCAAUUCAUCCCAAAGGUGUUCGAUACGGUUGAGGUCAGGGCUCUCUGCAGGCCCGUCAACUUAUUCCAGUUAUUCUCGACAAAAUAUUUCUGUAUGGACCUCACUUUGUGUACAGGGGGUAUUGUCAUAAUGAAACAGGAAAGGGCCUUCCCCAAACUGUUGCCAAAGUUGGAAGCACAGAAUCGUCUAGAAUGUCAUUGUAUGCUGAACA